CCAGAGAAGCUGAACAUCUGAAACUCUCUCUGACGUCUCUAGUUGUGGUUGUAAGUCCUUAGUAUCUCAUCUAGUCCGACUGGCCAAGCAAGGGCUGGUGGAGCUGGGAAUUAAGGAAAUUCGGGGCGGACCGCACUCUGAAACUCCCACAGCUAUUGCAAAUGAGAUGAGCCAUUUGCCUCUCAGUUUCUAUAGGACGUUAUUAAAAUGUACUGCUGCUGUGUGAGGAGAGCUUUUCAGCAGGGAGCUACACUAAAAGCAGAAAUAUUAAGACUGGACUCUGUCUAUGCGGGAUUGCAUCUUCAAUGGCUGGGGAAAGAUUGAUCAAGUGGCUGAAAUGAAUAUGAACACUAUCCUGGAAGAGAUUCUGAUUAAAAGAUCACAACAAAAGAAAAGGACAUCUCCUUUAAAUUACAAAGAGAGGCUUUUUGUGCUUACAAAAUCCAUGUUAGCAUAUUAUGAAGGUCGUGCAGAGAAAAAGUACCGAAAAGGAUCAGUUGACAUUUCCAAAAUCAAGUGUGUGGAAAUCGUGAAGAAUGAUGCUUUAGUUAUUCCCUGUCAAAAUAAGUACCCAUUUCAGGUUGUGUAUGAAAACAGCACACUUUAUAUUUUUGCUCCCACUGCAUACAGUAGAGAUCAGUGGGUAAGGAACUUGAAAGAAGAAAUAAAGAACAACAACAAUAUAAUGGUUAAGUACCACCCUAAAUUCUGGACAGAUGGAAUCUAUCAGUGCUGCAGACAAACAGAAAAAUUAGCACCUGGAUGUGAAAAAUAUAACCUCUUUGAAAACGGUAUGAAGACUUUGCCUCCAUCAAUGCCGGAUAAAAGUAAGAGAAGGCCCCCACCCCCUGUUCCCCAGGAAGAAGAGGAGGAAGAGGAAGAAAUAGUAGUAGCCAUGUAUGACUUUCAGCCCACAGAACCUCAUGACUUGAGAUUGGAAAGGGGUCAAGAAUAUACCAUCCUUGAAAAAAAUGACAUUCAUUGGUGGAAAGCAAGAGAUAAAUAUGGAAGCAAAGGAUAUAUUCCAAGCAACUAUGUAACAGGAAAGAAGUCCAACAGUCUAGAUCAAUAUGAAUGGUACUGUCGAAAUCUAAACAGAAGCAAAGCUGAACAACUCCUAAGAAAUGAAGAUAAAGAAGGUGGUUUCAUGGUGAGGGACUCUAGUCAACCAGGUUUAUAUACAGUAUCCCUUUAUGCAAAAUUUGGAGGAGAAGGGUUAUCUGGAAUAAGACACUACCAUAUAAAAGAAACGAUGACAUCACAAAAGCAGUACUACCUAGCUGAAAAACAUUUAUUUGACUCCAUUCCUGAGCUAAUUGAGUAUCAUAAACACAAUGCUGCAGGUCUUGUUACAAGGUUACGAUACCCAGUGACUCCAAAGGUGAAGCCCUCCCCAACCACGGCAGGAUUCAGUUAUGAGAAAUGGGAGAUCAAUCCUGCCGAGCUCACCUUCAUGAGAGAGUUGGGCAGUGGUCUUUUCGGCGUGGUGCGCCUUGGCAAAUGGAGAGCGCAGUAUAAAGUGGCCAUCAAAGCAAUCCGAGAAGGUGCAAUGUACGAAGAGGACUUCAUAGAAGAAGCUAAAGUGAUGAUGAAGUUGACCCAUCCAAAAUUAGUCCAGCUGUAUGGUGUCUGCACCCAGCAGAGACCUAUUUACAUAGUGACAGAGUUCAUGGAGCACGGCUGCCUUCUGAAUUACCUUCGGCAAAGACGUGGACACUUUACUAAAGACCAUCUGCUGACAAUGUGCCAGGAUGUUUGUGAAGGGAUGGAGUACCUGGAGAGAAACAGCUUUAUUCACAGAGAUCUGGCUGCUAGAAACUGCUUAGUGAAUGAAUCAGGGGUGGUGAAAGUGUCUGACUUCGGAAUGACAAGGUAUGUGCUUGAUGACCAGUACACAAGCUCUUCAGGUGCUAAGUUUCCUGUGAAGUGGUGUCCCCCAGAGGUUUUUAAUUAUAGCAGGUUCAGCAGCAAGUCAGAUGUCUGGUCUUUUGGUGUUCUCAUGUGGGAAGUAUUUACUGAAGGCAAAAUGCCCUUUGAGACAAACACGAACUAUGAAGUAGUGACUAUGAUUAGCCAAGGACACCGUCUAUUUCGCCCAAAGUUAGCAUCUAAGAAUAUUUAUGAUGUGAUGUUGUUGUGCUGGCAUGAGAAACCAGAGGGACGCCCUACAUUUCAGGAUUUGCUGCAGAUGAUUGAUACCAUAGCAGAGGAUGCUUCCUGAAAAGGCAUGAGAGGAACAAAGUUGUUCACAGUAGAGACAGCAUUAUGAAAAGGCGUGCUCCUGGAUGUUGCUUCAAAAGGCCACACACAGAGAGAGGACAACAAAUGCCAAGUUUCCUUCUCCUUAAAAGGAAGUGUUUUACCAAGAUAGCCAUAGUUUGCUCAGCCAUUUAAACAGUCUAUGAAGUAGACACUGAUGAGGUGGAAAACAUGGUUCUUGGCUGGGGGAAGAAACAGGAUGGAACCACAAUUUGAGCCCUAAAUUGCAGAGCAGUAACUGGGUUUUAUAAAAGUCUCUUCCCACUUCUAUCAACCAAAUGUUGAGGAGUGGCAAGGACUAGAUUCUUCAGCAACAAUGUUCCCAUGGCUUUCCUGAAAAUGCAGCGUCACAUUGGCUCACCAAAGCUAUAAAUAUUGCCGUUAGCUCAUGAUCUUGCAGUGCUCUUUUGUUUUGCUUCCUUUAAUAGUUGACACUGCAGCACCCCUCAGCUGUUCCACCUCAAAUGAAAGACCGUGUUCUUUUAAUCUUCUCACCUGGACUUUUUCUACAGAGGCAGACCAGAAGCUAGUACUAUGACUAUUGCUACUCUGUGAAUUAUAGCACUUAGCGGAUAGAGAAGUGGUGGCUGGACAGAGUGCUAUAUUAGCAGAGGCUGGAUUCCAAAUCCCUCUUCACCAAUGAAACGCUUAUGGGGAUUGUGGGCCAAUUGCUAUCUUUCAACCUAACCUACCUCACAGCGUUGUUGAGAGGCCAAAGGGAGAGAGGACAAGAGAUUAUCUUGAGUUUCUUAGAGGAAGGGUGGGAUUAAAAAAUGUAGAAGUUCUAGUGGAUGAGAAGCUGCUGCAAUUCACCCUGAGCCUAUGGAGUAGGAAAAUGUAUUAAAUAAAGAAAAUCUGCUUAGGGGGAACUUUGACACAGCA
Lacerta agilis (Sand lizard) is the source of this 3141-nucleotide messenger RNA. It is a transcript of the gene TEC, whose product is annotated as tec protein tyrosine kinase. Lineage: Eukaryota; Metazoa; Chordata; Lepidosauria; Squamata; Lacertidae. Gene Ontology annotation, molecular function: ATP binding; non-membrane spanning protein tyrosine kinase activity; protein binding. The coding region runs from base 287 to 2221 and encodes 644 amino acids. The record is from RefSeq and is a predicted model, not a curated record. The transcript has 18 exons. Gene Ontology annotation, biological process: integrin-mediated signaling pathway; tissue regeneration; regulation of platelet activation.